Molecule: messenger RNA, 234 nt
Organism: Bipolaris maydis ATCC 48331
Lineage: Eukaryota; Fungi; Ascomycota; Dothideomycetes; Pleosporales; Pleosporaceae
Source: RefSeq, a predicted model, not a curated record
AUGCCUGCAGAGAAGAGGAGGAGGGCUGAGGCCCCAGCGAUAGUGCCGGAGCGUGGCGACCCAGGUAUCCAUGCCCUAACUACACCAGAGGACUCUACUACAGCGGCAUUACCAAUAUUCAGUACUCCUUCGUCAUCCAACACCUCCGCAGACCCAGGAUCCCAGCCCUCAUCCUUCACCUUUCCACUGAACCCAGACGUAAAUAUCGACGUACCCAUGAUGGCCACCUUUUGA